AUGUCUUGGAUGGACUCAUGGUCAAGGCCGAAGAAGAAUGCCGCUACACCGCCUCCACUAUAUUUGACAUCGGACCAAGUGCGCUAUUGCCAUACUUGCGGAAGAGUUAUUGGUGGUCUUGCUACUCAGUAUCACGAUGUUGAAGUAAUGCACCAUGAGACCAGACUUUACUACUACUCUUGUCAAUCAUUCGCUCAUAUGAAUGUUUGUAUCACGAAACUAAAGCUGAUUGGAUACUCUANNGGCUCCAGGAAGUCAAACUCUGCAAAAUCAGCAGCUACAGAAGUGAAGUUCUGCUCGGACAGAUGCAAGAGACACAAACUGCGACCAGCGGAUAAACGCAUCGAAGCAGCCUUCGCCGCCCUCCUUGACGGCCAGGACGCUUCUCAAUUCGCUGCUGUGCAAGGAGACCCAGCAGCGUCUGGAGGAGAAAUCACCAAGACUAUAUCUAACCAAGACAUCGAGAAACCACACGACAAAUACGACUACAGCAAAAGCAAAAGCAACAGCAAGAAGAAGCAGCAGAAAGUCAAGGGCGAUCCUCGUAUCCUCGUGUCAUGCAGCGAGGUGGAGACUUUGGUUUUUGGUUCGCGCGAAGAUCCAGAAAAGACAUUUGGCCGCAAGAAGAACAGAGCUAGACGUGGUGUCGCGGAUGACGAUGUAUGGAAGAGUAUCGACAUGGUGGACUCAGACACAGAUACCGGGACUGCAGAGACCGUCUCUGCAGACGAAGAUGCCAUGGAGGCUGGCGGCGUUAAGCUCUUGGACAAUAGAGGUGUUCCCCUGGCUGAAGCUCUAGAGGGCGAUGCAGAAGCAGACGUGGUCAAGAUCAAGGGCCGUGUAAGGCCCCCACAGUCAGAAUCCGAAGUCAAUGGCUCAGUGGGUGGAGAGAAGGGAUGGGCCGAGCGUAUCAACGAAACGCCCGAGAUGCUGCAGAAACGAAGAGAAGGACAGAGAAGAGCAGAGGAGAAAGAGAUGGUCAAAUGUGCCGCGAGAAGAGCUGUGGUCUUUGGUCUCGCGAGCAGCAGAGUGCUUACCGGAGAAGGCAAAAGGGGAAAGAAAGGAAAGGACGAUGAGGACGGAGAAACUAAGCAGGAAGGAAGACGAAUGUGUGAGGCAGUUAUGCAUGGGGCUGUUGUCGAACCAUCCUACGCCAAAGGAGACUGGUCCAUCAGAUGGCGGGAAGAGUAG
Messenger RNA from Aureobasidium musti, 1191 nucleotides. NCBI's taxonomy places the organism in Eukaryota, Fungi, Ascomycota, Dothideomycetes, Dothideales, Saccotheciaceae. The record is from the annotation of a GenBank genome assembly.